Molecule: messenger RNA, 942 nt
Organism: Ixodes scapularis (black-legged tick)
Lineage: Eukaryota; Metazoa; Arthropoda; Arachnida; Ixodida; Ixodidae
Exons: 3
Coding region: 375-776 (133 amino acids)
Source: RefSeq, a predicted model, not a curated record
UGAGACCGCCAAGCGCGCCGUGGUUCGUAGUCGAGGAACGGGACAUAGUUGACACACAGAACGACACAACUCGCACGAUCGUCGCAACUACCCUAGAGAUUACGUUUGUUUGAACGAUAAAAACAAAACAAAAAAAAACACACAAACAUAAAGUGCCGUAGAUUCGUCCGCCAUUAUCUCCGGAUUUCAUUGUUUGUUGUUUACGUUUAGCGUAGAGCCAGCCGACACCGUCCUCGGGUUUACACCCGAAAACUCUGUCUGCACACCCCCGGAACCGAAACAAAAGUUUGAUUUAUCCGACCGGAUUAGCGCGAGUUCGGUAUCUGUGGCCAGGCUCGUCGAAAGUUGCGCAAUUUGAGAUUUUAGCGGAAGUUAUGGGCUACGGGCUGAGCCAAGCGGUCGGCGGUUUGGCAGUUCUGGUGUUGCUCGUGGCAGCUUUGGAAGUGUCCGGCCAAGAAGCGUGGAGCAAUCUGCAGCGAGGCGGCGUAGCGUCCGAAGGCGGACCCGGCACAUCGUCGUCGUCGUCGUCCGAAGACAGAACGCACGAGCUGCUGGCUUUCAAAAUGAUGAGCAGGAACAUACACCCGGAUUUCAAGACGGCGUCAGCCAAGCGGUCCACCAUGCUGCUGAGCAAGCUGAUGCAGCCCUUGUUCAAGGCCUACAAGAACGACGCCGACGGAGGCUUCAGCUCGCAGAUGGAGCUGCAGCGCAGGGGAGAGGGAAAGAUGUACUGGAAGUGCUACUUCAACGCUGUCUCCUGCUUCCGGAGAAAGUAGAACGUCAACUCGCCGGUUGAAACUGGACAUUCGCUAUCCUUGGACAAAAGAACCUCAUCGCACCGGAAUCGGCUACAUGAAGUUUUCCCCUGAAAAGACCCUACACAAAGCAGAGGAAAACAAAUACAAGAGUCCAAGAUUCCUACAAAAAGAAAAGAAAGAAAAA